AGUGGAGCCGCCGCUGCCGAUUCCGAAGCCGGGGUAGCUGCUGCCGCCGCUGCCGCUGCAGCCGCCGCCAGAGGAGUGGGCUUGGGAAGGAAGCGGUCACCGCUCCUUCGCUCCGCUCGCAAGCGUCUUUGCCCCCCUGCAGUCCUCCCACGGGAAUGACCGUGGAUAAAAGUGAGCUGGUACAGAAAGCCGUACUCGCCGAGCAGGCGGAGCGCUACGAUGAUGUGGCUGCGGCCAUGAAGGCAGUCACAGAGCAGGGGCACGAGCUCUCCAACGAGGAGAGAAACCUGCUGUCUGUUGCCUACAAGAAUGUGGUCGGUGCCCGUCGUUCUUCCUGGCGUGUCAUCUCCAGCAUCGAACAGAAAACAGAGAACGAGAAGAAGCAGCAGAUGGGCAAAGAGUACCGUGAGAAGAUCGAGGCAGAGCUGCAGGACAUCUGCAACGAUGUUCUGGAGCUGUUGGACAAAUACCUUAUUCCCAAUGCUACACAAUCAGAAAGUAAGGUGUUCUACUUGAAAAUGAAAGGGGAUUAUUUUAGAUAUCUUUCUGAGGUGGCAUCUGGAGACAAUAAACAAACCACUGUGUCAAACUCCCAGCAGGCUUACCAGGAAGCAUUUGAAAUUAGUAAGAAAGAAAUGCAGCCUACACACCCAAUUCGACUGGGCCUGGCACUUAAUUUCUCCGUCUUUUACUAUGAGAUUCUAAACUCUCCUUAAAAGGCUUGCAGCCAGGCAAAAACGGCAUUUGAUGAAGCGAUUGCUGAAUUGGACACACUGAAAGAAGAGUCUUACAAAGACAGCACCCUGAUCAUGCAGUUGCUUAGGGGCAAUCUCACUCUGUGGACGUCAGAAAACCAGGGAGACGAAGGAGAUGCUGGGGAGGGAGAGAACUAAUGUCUGUCGUGUUUCGUGAUCUCUUCAGUGUCACUCUGUACGCUCCACGUAUAUCCCUUUGUGCG
This is a messenger RNA of Physeter macrocephalus (sperm whale), 958 nucleotides long. RefSeq names its product 14-3-3 protein beta/alpha-like. Gene Ontology annotation, cellular component: cytoplasm. Gene Ontology annotation, biological process: intracellular protein localization; signal transduction. The record is from RefSeq and is a predicted model, not a curated record. NCBI's taxonomy places the organism in Eukaryota, Metazoa, Chordata, Mammalia, Artiodactyla, Physeteridae.